GGAAAAGGACAAAGAAAGCAAGGACAGUAAUACUAGGAAAACAUGAAGCAGCCACUUGUCCAUUGAUCGUGGGCAAAGUGAAGACAUUCAAGAUGAGAACUGAGAAGUCAAAGGAGAAGAUUACAGUUGCCACAUCAAACAACAACUCCACCUCAGCCGAGGUCACUACAUGUGAGACGUCAGGGAACAAAAUGAGGCUUUGUGUCAACCUGAUGCCUGUUCUGGCUGCAGCGAAGGAGCCUGUAGAGGAAGAGGAGGUGGAAGAAGACGACACCAUCUGCGAAGGUGAGGAGGAACCAGAAACCAGCAGCAAAAAUGAUCCAUCUGUCAUUAAAUCAGUGGAACAAACAUGUGGUUCUUCCCAAGGAUUAAAUUUGGACACCAAACCACCACUAAAUCCUCGGCUUGUGCUGCCACCUAUAACUCAGUCUAAAUCAGCUUCUGCUGUGUGUUGUGACCUUCAGAAGAGAUGCCACACACCUCUACCUUCCAUCAGUUUAUCUGAGCAAACAAAGACCAUCUCUUCAAAUGUUUCUAUAAAAGGCCCUGAGGUGGUUACAGGACAAGGACGAGACAUCGGGCCCUGGAUAGACAACCCCCUGCUCUCUAAAAGUAGAUCUCCUGAGUUUCGUCUUCCUGACAUCUCCAUGUCCAGUCUGAACACUCUGCUGCAGACGGUCACAGAGAAGCUGGCCAUGAAGAAGAGGAGAGGUGGUGAUGAAGGGCCGUGGAGACGUGUCCAGUCUGAUCAUCACCUGGUGGUUGUUAGUGAACAACGUUUGAGAGAGAAGAGCGUCACAGAGAACAGAAACCUGGACGACACUAAACAGAUCCCUUGUGCGUGUGAACGCCAUUUGAAUCCAGUGAGAGAAUGGCGGACCCCGCCACUGACAAUAAAAACUAUUAUAUAGAGAGUAAAGCAAUAACAGAAACAGUCGUGGUUGGACGCGGCAUAAACGGAUGGAGGAGCGUCCCUCCACUUUUAUCUGCACCAAAACCAACGCUCUUCCUCACUGUGACGAAGAAAAACAUCCACACUUCCCA
Sebastes umbrosus (honeycomb rockfish) is the source of this 1044-nucleotide messenger RNA. RefSeq lists its product as uncharacterized. The record is from RefSeq and is a predicted model, not a curated record. The coding region runs from base 93 to 911 and encodes 272 amino acids. The transcript has 4 exons. Lineage: Eukaryota; Metazoa; Chordata; Actinopteri; Perciformes; Sebastidae.